Molecule: messenger RNA, 888 nt
Organism: Chelonus insularis
Lineage: Eukaryota; Metazoa; Arthropoda; Insecta; Hymenoptera; Braconidae
Exons: 1
Coding region: 1-888 (295 amino acids)
Biological process (GO): DNA integration
Molecular function (GO): nucleic acid binding
Source: RefSeq, a predicted model, not a curated record
AUGUCAACUUCUGCAGUUCAUUUGGAAGCAGUUAGUGACUAUUCAACUGAAGCAUUCAUUGCUGCCUACAGGAGAUUCACCUCUAGACGAGGAUUAUGCCAGACAAUCUAUUCUGACUGUGGCAGAAAUUUCAUUGGAGCUGAUAUAGAACUCAAGAAAUUAUUCACACAAUUCACCAGAGAACAUGAGGUCAUCUCGAGAUUCAUCGUCACCAACGGCACUCAAUGGUCAUUUAACCCACCUGCAGCACCACACAUGGGUGGCAAGUGGGAGUCAGUAGUGAAAUCACUUAAAUUUCAUUUGACGAGAACAGUAAAAGAAUCACUCUUCACGUUUGAAGAGAUCACCACACUACUGACACAAAUAGAAGCCAUUCUCAACUCAAGACCUCUAGAGCCAAUCAGUGAUGACCCAGAAGACAUUCAAGCACUCACUCCUGGACACUUUCUUAUUGGGUCAGCACUCAACACUGUUCCUGAACCAUCAACCUCAGAACCUGCACAUUCAAUUCAAAAUCGAUGGCGGAUGAUUCAACGACAAUCACAGCAGUUCUGGUACAGGUGGUUACAAUCUUACUUACAAAAAUUACAAGCUAUUUCUAAGUGGUUUUUCAGGAACAGAACAAUUCAAGUUGGUGCAUUAGCCUUGCUAACUGAUGAAAGAUUUCCCCCCACGAAAUGGCCACUCGUGAGGAUAAUUCAACUACACCCAGGGCAAGAUGGGCUUCCACGAGUAGCAACGGUGAAGACACCAACAACGACGUUGGUCAGACCAAUCGUCAAGCUAGCCAUUCUACCAAUCAACCCAACUCCUGAAGCCCAGCAGCAGAAUCAACCAGAAGACAAUCAUCAACCAGUUGCUGAUGGCGGGCGGCAUGUUGAGAAUUAA